AUGCUAGGAAAAAUGGCAACAGAAGCAGCAGCUCGUACUUUCUUCUCGUCUCCUUACUUCGCUGUAGUGGGCGCCUCUUCAGACCCUGCAAAGUUUGGACACAAAAUAUUCGCAUGGUAUACGGCCCACGGUCUUCCAGCAACUCCUAUCAACCCCUCCUCCCCCUCCAUUAAAGUCGGUUCCACCGAUUACUCCACUCUUCCCUCAAUCUCCGCUCUUCCCCAUCCAACUGAGACGGGUGUCUCUAUCAUCACUCCUCCAAAAAUCACAAAGAAAGUCUUGGAGGAGGCAAAAGCUCUGGGAAUCAAGAGUGUGUGGUUGCAGCCUGGAACAUAUGAUGAUGAGAUUCUAGGAUUUGCUUUGAAAGAGUUUGAGGGUGGGGUUGGAGGGGAAGAGGGUGGAACUGUGGGAGGGGAGGGCUGGUGUGUUUUGGUUGAUGGAGAGAGAGCGGCUAAGGCUGCUGGUAGAGAUUUGAAAUUGUGA
Molecule: messenger RNA, 483 nt
Organism: Botrytis fragariae
Lineage: Eukaryota; Fungi; Ascomycota; Leotiomycetes; Helotiales; Sclerotiniaceae
Product: putative binding domain-containing protein
Exons: 2
Coding region: 1-483 (160 amino acids)
Source: RefSeq, a predicted model, not a curated record